AUGGAAUUCUUCAAAGUUUGCUGGGAUAUUAUCAAAAUAGAUUUGUUUGAUUGCAUAACAGAAUUUUUUACGCAGGUUCAUCUUCCCAAAGCUGUGUCGGCAUCUUUUAUCGCUCUUAUUCCGAAGUGUCUGAAUCCACAAUCUUUGACCGACUAUAGGCCGAUCUGCCUCAUCAGCAGCGUUUACAGAAUUAUAUCAAAACUUCUAGCAACAAGGUUAAAGGGUGUGGUGGACAAACUUGUGUCUCUACAUCAAUCCGCAUUUGUUCCAAAUAGAGGGCUUCAAGACGGAGUUUUAGUUCUCAACGAGGUGGUAGAUUACGCUAAGAGGAAUAAGAAGGAACUUUUUCUUUUCAAGGUUGAUUUCGAAAAGGCGUUUGAUUCGGUUUCAUGGGACUAUCUCUUUUAUGUCAUGAAAAGAAUGAAUUUUGGCCCUAAGUGGUUAGGAUGGAUUCAAGCAUGUGUGACUUCCUCUUCUUUCUCGGUCUUGAUAAAUGGUAGUCCAACUAUAGAUUUCCAAGCUAAGCGGGGACUCCGUCAAGGAGAUCCACUCUCUCCGUUUCUUUUUAUCCUGGCUGCAGAAGGUUUAUCAGGAUUAUUGCGUAACGCCAUUGCUAGUAACCAGUACCACCCCUUUCCAUUGGGAGAUUCCAUCCGGGCAGCCUCUGACUUUCUGCACUGCGUGAUCAGCCCUUCAUCAUUUAUUUUCCUUGGCAUUCAAAUAGGCUGUAACCCUCGAAGACGGUCUUCAUGGGAUUCGGUUCUGACAAAGGUGAGGAGCAGACUGGUUUCUUGGAAAGGCAAGUACCUUAAUUUGGGGGGUCGGAUAGCUCUUAUCAAUUCAGUCUUGAACUCUAUUCCUCUGUUCACAUUCUCGUUCUACAAAGCUCCAAAGGUUGUUAUCCAAGAACUCAUUAGUAUUCAACGUGCUUUCUUAUGGAAUGCGAAAGAAAACUUGCGAAGGAUAAAUUGGGUUUCAUGGUCGACUAUUUGUUUACCGAAAUCUGCUGGUGGACUCGGUGUUAAGCAUUGUGAAAUUUUCAACAGAGCUUUAAUGAGUAAAUGGGGCUGGAAGAUUAUGGCUGAGACAGGAUCACUAUGGCAGGAUGUCUUAACUUUCAAAUAUGGAGACAUAAAGGGAGCAAUUCGGGCAGACGAUUCUCCUAGCGUUAAUCCAAAGCAUUCUUUGUGGUGGAGGGAUUUGUGUAUUCUGUUAGGCGUUUGGGGAGCUGAAACAAAUUGGUUCCGCAAGUGCAUAUCGUGUAGGAUUGGUAAUGGUGCAGACAUAGACUUUUGGAGGGAUCGUUGGAUAGGUAACGACACUCUGUGUAAUCAAUUCCCUAUGUUAUUUGAGGCAUUGCAGGAACCGUCGGUGAGGAUUUCGGAAGCUGGUCAUUUCGAACAACACGGUUGGGUAUGGGCCUUUUGCGACAUUUCUUCUCCUCUGUCAGCAUUGGAGGCUGAAGCUUGUGACAGUUUAAUCAAUAUUCUGCAACAUAUAGAGCCAAAUGUAUUGAAUCAAGACGUGUUUAUUUGGUGGCCCUCGGCAGCAAGUUUCUCGGUCAAAUCGGCUUUUGAUAGGUUGUCAAUUGGAUGGGAUCAAUCAUUAUCCUUAAGUGUGGAAGAGCUGGCAGUAUUAAAACUUAUUUGGAAAUCAAAGGUGCCGUCGAAUAUACAAGUGUUCGGUUGGAGGCUGUUGCAUAAUCGACUACAAACAAGGGAUGAGUUGGCAAGACGAGGAGCUUUAUCAGGUGCGCUUAAUUUGGCUUGCCCAUUAUGCUCGGCUUUUGAAGAAACACAUUAUCAUCUGUUUUUUUCCUGUUGUGUUGCUGCCGAAGUUUGGAACUUCAUCAUGGAAUGGGUAGGAGUAAUUUUCUAUCCUACUAAUUUUUCCAUCCCGGAGCACUUUUUACGUUUUAACUCGGUAUUAUGUAGGCGGGAUAGAAAUAAUCUUAGUAGUAUAUUUAUUUGGUUGUCGGUUAUUCGGGCUAUUUGGCUUGUAAGAAACGAUAUAGUGUUUAAUGGAGGGGCGAAGGGUAGCCGAGAGAUUUGUUUCAUGGCAAAAAUGUUGGCCUGGGAAUGGUUUUAUGCCGCUUUUUCGGGUGAGUUUCAAUUACCAUCUGUAAUAUCUUGGAUGGAUAAUCCUGUACAGGUUUGGUUGUAA
Molecule: messenger RNA, 2163 nt
Organism: Vicia villosa (hairy vetch)
Lineage: Eukaryota; Viridiplantae; Streptophyta; Magnoliopsida; Fabales; Fabaceae
Exons: 2
Coding region: 1-2163 (720 amino acids)
Source: RefSeq, a predicted model, not a curated record